AUGUGCAAAGAAGUGGAAUCCUUCCCUGAAAGUGUGUGGCUUCCACCCAGUCUUUGUUCUCUUAGAAUCUCAGAUCUCCAAAAUCUGAAAUUGCUGGACUACUGGGGAAUUCAACACCUUACCUCUCUUAGAGAAUUGAUGAUUGGUGACUGUCCUGAGCUCCAGGCAUUACCAGAAGAAGGGCUGCCUGCCAAUCUUACCUCUUUUAAAAUAUGGGCUCUUCAGAAUCUGAAAUCUCUAGGACACAAAGGGAUUUCAACACCUCACUGUUCUUAG
This is a messenger RNA of Dovyalis caffra, 276 nucleotides long. The record is from the annotation of a GenBank genome assembly. NCBI's taxonomy places the organism in Eukaryota, Viridiplantae, Streptophyta, Magnoliopsida, Malpighiales, Salicaceae.